This is a messenger RNA of Hevea brasiliensis (rubber tree), 1949 nucleotides long. Its product is annotated as rhodanese-like domain-containing protein 4, chloroplastic. The transcript is spliced from 8 exons. The coding region runs from base 213 to 1523 and encodes 436 amino acids. Lineage: Eukaryota; Viridiplantae; Streptophyta; Magnoliopsida; Malpighiales; Euphorbiaceae. The record is from RefSeq and is a predicted model, not a curated record.
UGUUACUAAACUCUCAUGCCACAUCGGCACUAACUCCCACUCCGGCAAAUUGCACCCAUUGAAGCUAAGGCUUGUCAUCCUCUGCUUCCUUUCCAUCCAGUCAUCCUGAAACAAAAAAAAUCUGCAUAAAACCCCAUUUCUCAUGGUGGUUCAAGCCUUUUCAUCAUUUCUUUAAGAGCCCAGAUUUUUGUCUCUUUCCGAAGAAUUAUGCCAUGGAGGUUCUAAAUGCAGCAGGUUUGACCCCAAUAUCGGUUCUUUGUGAAAAAAGAACAGAACCCAGAAAAUUUUUGUGUAUUCCUGCUACUUCAUCACUCAAAUUCUCAACUUCUGCUUCUCUAAGCACCACCCCCCCUACCAUGCAAGAGUGUUUAUCAGGGACUUUUCACGGGGGUCUAGUACUUUUAUCUUCAGUACUUAGUAGUGGGCUAGGUAAAGCUUUAACAUAUGAGGAAGCACUACAACAGUCAGCGAGCACCCCAGCAUCUGAUUUUGAUGUCAGUGGAGUUCUUGAUAGUGUUACUAGUUUUGCAACGGAAAAUCCUACUGUUAUAGCAGGUGGUGCUGUAGUUUUGGCAAUUCCAUUGGUUUUGUCUCAGGUUCUCAAGAAACCCAAGCCAUGGGGUGUUGAGUCCGCAAGAAGGGCUUAUGCAGUUUUGGGAGAUGAUGCAAAUGCUCAGUUACUUGAUAUAAGAGCGCCAGUGGAUUUGAGAAAAGUGGGUACUCCUGAUAUCAGGGAUUUCAAAAAGAAGCCAGUGUCAAUUGUUUACAAAGGUGAAGAUAAUUCAGGUUUCUUGAAGAAGCUGUCUUUGAAGUUUAAGGAACCAGAGAAUACUACAGUGUUCAUUCUAGAUAAAUUGGAUGGGGGCUCUGAACUGGUUGCAGAGUUGGUCACUGCAAAUGGAUUUAAAGCUGCUUAUGCCAUAAAAGAUGGCGCAGAAGGACCACGGGGAUGGAUGAAUAGUAGUCUUCCUUGGAUACCGCCAAGUAAAGGGUUGAGCUUUGAUCUUAGCUAUGUGACAGAUACCUUCAGUGGUGCACUUGGAGAGGGCUCUGAUUCCUUGCCUCUGACUAUUGGGAUUGCAGCAGCAGCAGCCGGCAUUGGUGUAUUAGCAUUUUCAGAGAUUGAAACAAUUCUCCAAGUAUUAGGCUCAGCUGCACUUGUUCAGUUUGCAAGUAAGAAACUCCUGUUUGCAGAGGACCGUAAGCAAACUCUGCAACAAGUUGAUGAAUUCUUGAACACCAAGGUUGCCCCUAAAGAGCUUGUUGAUGAGAUAAAGCAAAUUGGGAAGGUUCUUCUGCCAGCAGGUGGGCCAAGUAAGGCUCUCCCUGCAUCUGUAGAACCAAGUUCAGAAGCUGCUGCUGCUGAUAAUACUGUACAGAAGGCCGAAGCAGUUCCGGGGCCUGCUUCCCAAAUCAAUUCAGUUAAAGCAGAAUCAGUUAGUGGGUUUCCAAGACCCCUUUCACCAUAUGCAUCAUAUCCAGAUUUCAAGCCACCAACAUCUCCUACUCCAUCACAACCCUAAAUUAUAGUUGCAUCGAAGUCUUCAGGUGUGUUUCUACAAGAAGCAACUGUUUUGCCGGCAAUUUCUAGGGCUAUUUCAUGAGUUGUCCAAUCUGUGCACCUGAUACAUAAAAUUUUCCAGCUUUAUAUGACAUUCAAACAAGUGAUGAAAGGGAUGAUUUGGGUUAUUCCAGCCAAUAAGAUUAUGUUUCUUUCAUCUCUUUGUAGCUUGUGGAUAUUUUACAGAAUUAGUUCAUGAUUUAACACCAUCUUUAUAAAUUAGUAUGGUUUGUAUUAAAUUUAUGGAGUCAAUAGAAAUGCAUAUGUGUAAUUUUUAUUGGGACAGUGACAGAGGGAGAAACACUGAUUUAAUGUUUAGUACAUGGCAGUGUUUUUGUGUGAACCAUACAUCUGUGUGAAGUUAUAAAUUUUAGUAUUGUUUGAGGAA